UGGACCGGUUUGGACGAUGCUGUCUUUAGAUGGAGGGAGCCUCUAAGUGAUUCCACAUGGUUCGCUACCCACUGCAGUGAUAUCGGUUUGUUAUGUGCCGAUAGUUCCUUAAGCCUUCGGUCGUUUCAGCCCUCUGCAAGAGGCCAGCGUGGCAAGGCAGCAUCCGAACGGGAGCAAGAACGUUACCAUUGAUCCCUGACAUUACACCAUCAUGUCGGCAGGGAACCGUCAGCUUGUCUCAACGCUUCCGUUGCUAACUGUUAUAUGCCUUCUGUUCAACUCGGUUUGUAUGGCAUUGCCUAAACAUUUUUCGACUUCAGGGCCUCAUGCCUCGCGUAAGGAGGCCAACAAAGCAAACGUCGUUGAGGCUGCUGAAGUGAGGGAGCUUCGGUUACUUAGCCCGGAAGAGAGCCGAAAUCGUCUAGCGGCAAUUUUCGAUCGUAUUGAUAAGGACCUAGAUGGACUCUUGACACAAGAUGAACUUUCAAAAUGGAUUCAUCGAAUAGCUCGCAGAAAUAUCGAAUCUGGCACCCGACGCAAAUGGAAUCGCCACAACCCCUAUGGAAGUUCUCGUCUCAGCUGGCAGGAAUAUCGAAAAUCCAUGUACGGCCUGCCGCUCCAUUGGGAAGAGGAUCAGCAUCCCCAACAGGAUGCAGAUGGUCAUAAGGUGAAUCGAAUGAUUAGAACUGACCGCCGACGUUGGCUCGCAGCUGAUCGGAAUGGUGACGAAAUGCUGGACAUUGAGGAGUUCGAAGCGUUCCUUUACCCUGAAGAGAAGGAACAUAUGGCCGAGGUCGUUGCUAUCGAAACGCUGGAAACAGUUGAUAAAAAUGGCGACGGCAUGGUGGAUCUUAACGAAUACAUAGAGGAUAUCUUUCCCGAUCUAAACGGAGGCUCACUGCCUAACUAUGCUCAGGAAGAAGUAGAACUUUUCCGUAAUCGUCGAGAUACGAACGGUGAUGGCCAAUUAGAUCUUCAGGAGAUGAUCGCUUACACCCAUCGUUCAGAAGACGACCACCCCGAGGCGGAAGCACUUCAUCUGGUCCAUUCUGCUGACAGCGAUUCCGAUGGAAAAUUAAGCAAGCAAGAAGUCCUUGAGAAUUAUGAUCUCUUUGUGGGUGGCCAAGUUACUGAUUAUGGCGAGGCUCUACUUAAGCUACCGAAUCACGACGAAUUUUGAUUGCAUAAAACCACUAAGUAGAGGAGCACUGACGAUAAGUAAACAAACAUGCUACAGCUACGCCAGAGUUACGAGGUAAAAAAAACAGUGAAAAACUUAUGAUCAGAGGAUACCAUGGUAGUGUAACGCAAUAGAAAAUGUAUAUGGCCCAAUGUACUCCUAUGGUAAUAUCUGAUCAAGCAAAUGUGUCUAAAGUUUCGUCGGAAUAAUUUCGACCCCAAUCAACGAUUUGUACUAUAUGCGAAUCGUUCUUAAUCUACUCAACUUUAAUAUUCAUUGAAGAUUUCAAAAAUAAGAUAGCCCAUAUUUACGUAAUUAGCACGUCUCGUGCGCUACGUAUUCCUGUGCUAUUUUCUGUUAAUUCUAUUGUGACUUAAUGUGAGAUAGUGAUAUGAUAUAUAUUGCGAUAACGAUAUACUGUAGGCCUGCAACUAUCAGUAAGCAGCUCUUCACUGGCCAAGUGCUAAUAAUAUCACUAUCUUGUUCACUUGAUAUUCCUCUGUUUUUAUAUCUAUGAUUGAAUUAGUAAUUUCAUUGAGAAAUACCUCUAUUUUAUCUGUUUCAUCAAAAUCAUCAUCGCAAACAUUAUUUUUAAAAUAAAAAUGUUAAACAUAGAAAAAUUGCAUGCCUCCGAGGCUCAUGGAAUGCCUCCUACCAGCAAUUUCCGAUCUAGCGUAAUUUUUUUUAUUAGGCUCAAUAUUGUUCGUAGAUAGGAUGCUAUCGAAACGAUAUACAACACAUUUUCCAAUGUAGAUUUAGCCAGUAAUAAUAAUAAAAGACAAUUCAGCAAUUAAUAACUACUCGCAGUGAAUACGUACAUAAUACCCCGAUCAACGUUGUACCUUUGUUAACAAUUGUAUUCACGACCUUGUCUACUGUUUAGACCCAGUCCACCCCUUCCCCUGUCCCGCCUAGCUCGCUGUUGUACACAUGUGUACAUCUUUCGAUGUCUGCUUUGAAUAUUAGUUGUUUCUUUUUUGACCUUGGAAAGGUAUGCCCCUUAUUCCCUUUGUAGGAAAACCAAAACUGAUCGCGGUGACUUUUCGUGUAAAUGUUUAACUUGCGGAUAAGAACGAAAUAUGCGGUGUAAAGCGGACACACACGAUCAUUCCUCGUGGCUUUUUGUAGCUCUUGCCCUCCGGUGUCGUCAAAUUCUGUUGCGGUUGUUCAGUCCUUAUAUAACACGCGGCAAAGUAGUAACUUAUCAUUCAAGUAUCACACACAAGUUAACACCGUUAGACACCUGUUAGCGUAGAGUUAUGGUUCAAGCCAGUGGUUUCGUUCUUCAGGAGGUUUCCUAUUUACGACAAGCAUUUGUAUAGUAGAAUAUUGCCUAAAGUAACUUCAGGUUUUUUGCAGGGCGCGUGGCUUUUUGGCCUCAAUUAGUCUAAUUCAUCGACUAGUAAUGAUAAUAUU
This is a messenger RNA of Varroa destructor (honeybee mite), 2596 nucleotides long. RefSeq names its product calumenin-A-like. NCBI's taxonomy places the organism in Eukaryota, Metazoa, Arthropoda, Arachnida, Mesostigmata, Varroidae. Gene Ontology annotation, cellular component: endoplasmic reticulum. Gene Ontology annotation, molecular function: calcium ion binding. The record is from RefSeq and is a predicted model, not a curated record.